GGCUGCAUCCUAUUUUGCCCCGGGCGCACGUAGGGUUUCUCUGUCUCCCUAGACUAGUUCGCUCAGAAUUUGCGCUAAUGGCGAGAUACCGAAGCCGGAGCAGAAGCUACAGCCCUCGUCGGCGAAGCAGAACCCCGCCACGUGGACGCAAGCGGUACGACGAUGAACCUCGUGAUCGCUACCGUGAAAGCAGGUCCUACAGGGACCGCCGCUCUCCUGCUCCUUCAGGCUUGCUUGUCCGUAAUCUUCCGCUCGAUGCUGUGCCUGAAGAUCUUAGAGGCCCCUUUGAGCGCUAUGGCCCUGUGAAAGAUGUAUAUCUUCCUAAGAAUUACUACACUGGUGAGCCCCGGGGCUUUGGCUUUGUAAAGUUCCGGUAUGCUGAAGAUGCUGCUGAGGCAAAGCAACAACUUAAUCAUACUGUUAUUGGUGGACGUGAGAUCAGAAUUGUGUAUGCUGAGGAAAAUAGGAAAACUCCUCAAGAAAUGCGUUCGAAUGUUCGCAUAAGUGGUCGAUAUGGAGGAAAUGGUAGAAGGAGAACUCCCACAAGAUCCCGCCGAUAUCGUUCCUACUCAAGGUCUCUAUCGCCAGCUGGGGAUCACCCAAGGGAUCAUAGGGAUAAGGACGAUUAUUAUUCCCCUGAGCGAUCAAGAUCUUAUUCCAGGUCUCCUUCGCCUCGUGGAAGGAAGGAUUACAGGAGGUCCCCAACUCCAAGGGAGAAUGGUCGGAGUCCUGAUGACAGGAGGGAUCAUACACGUAGUAGAUCAGAGAGUCCCAGGGGUAAUGGUCGCAGUCCCUCAAGGUCUCGUUCACGGUCAUACAGUCCCCGUUGAUUGGCCAUAAAGCGUAUGAUUUCGGGCUGGCGCUAUGUCUAGUCUUUUCCUGAAGGGCGGUAGAUGUGACGAAUCAUUGUACUUGGCCUUGAUAUUUGGAGGGGCAGGAAUGUUAAUAUCUUAGUCUUUGGCUGUGACUAUUUUGGGUUUUGUUGUGAGAAAGCUGCUUUACUAUAUGAACAGUUGCUUACAUCCUUGGCCCCGAUUUCAUUACCAAUCUAUAUGGAAGCCGCUCCACGAGUUAUCUAGGCUUUGGAUAAAUUUUUCCCUCAAGUGUUCGCGAUCUAAUGUUUUAUGAUCGUGAGAAGUUAAUGUCUUAUACUCAGACUUAAUUAACUAAUUUGAGUAAAUUGAAGAUGUUAAUUAAAUUA
Molecule: messenger RNA, 1201 nt
Organism: Neltuma alba
Lineage: Eukaryota; Viridiplantae; Streptophyta; Magnoliopsida; Fabales; Fabaceae
Product: serine/arginine-rich SC35-like splicing factor SCL28
Exons: 7
Coding region: 78-830 (250 amino acids)
Biological process (GO): sperm DNA condensation; spermatogenesis
Cellular component (GO): nucleosome; nucleus
Molecular function (GO): RNA binding; DNA binding
Source: RefSeq, a predicted model, not a curated record